Messenger RNA from Trematosphaeria pertusa, 810 nucleotides. RefSeq lists its product as uncharacterized. The transcript has 3 exons. NCBI's taxonomy places the organism in Eukaryota, Fungi, Ascomycota, Dothideomycetes, Pleosporales, Trematosphaeriaceae. The record is from RefSeq and is a predicted model, not a curated record. Bases 1 to 810 code for a protein of 269 amino acids.
AUGAAUGGAUCCUCGACUGUCGAAAAGGGCCCGCCAUUUCGAGAUGGAUAUCCCAGCCUUGCGGCCUGGAUUGCGCGCGACCCAGACAGCGAAUCCUAUGUAUUUCGUAAGUUCGACAGGCUCAGUGCUCGGAACCUCUUGAAUUUGCAGAGCCAUCUCAUCGAACUUGAGCGUCGAAUCGAAGACUGGGACGAUGAUGCCCGGCGCAGCCAAAACUUCGACGUCCGACAAUCUCUGCGACGAUGGGAAACCUUCGAGGAACUCGCGAAAGACGCGCAACGGCCAGAACAUGCGCGCAUACAGGAGAAAAUGAAGCUGGAAGCAGAACUGAGAGAAAAGAUUCGCGAAUACCACGAAGCACUCGUCCUCCAAUCCCAGAUCAGCAACCUCGACCGCCCUAGCAGCCGCGUUCUCUCCACCUUCCGCUCCUUCUUCUCCAAGCCCUCCACAAUCGUUAGCGGAAAAGCUAAGCACAUGCUUGACGACGCAGAAGAUCUGGUAGCCCUCCGUCCGCCAGCCGACACCGACCCACUCUCCCGAUUUCUGCGCGACUACUGGCCCUUCCGCGGUACAGUGUAUCCCGAUCCGCGUGACAACACACAGCACUUCCUUGAGUCGCAUGUUAAGUGGGUGGUGCUGGUUAUCUCGAUCGUGGUCGCUGCGAUCCUCCUCAUUGGGGCGAUAACGAGUUUAUAUUUUGUGCGAAGGCCUGGCUCGAAGCGGCAGGAGGUUUUUGCGGCGAGUGCUGCGUAUGCCGCGGUGUUGGUGGUGUUUGUGAGCAGAGAUAUUGAUAAGGAUGGGAAUGGGUGA